AUCCCUCAGCGGACACCCAGCGCUCCUGUUUGGGAAGACCAAGUCUGCAGCAAAAGUGCCUGUAUCUCUGGAUUUGGAGGAUUUUCCAAGAACCAACUGUGAUGUAAAGCUGCAAGAGUCAUGUCAUUUGAAAGAUUUCAGCUCGUUGGGAAAAUGACUUUGUGAAUACCGAAAUGUGUAAUUAUGAAGUUGGGGUUGCUGGUCACAGGGGCCCUUCCCCCCUUCCCGAUGCCUGUCACAGAGCAGCCGUGCUGGGCUUCAUCUGAAGGGAUGCACCAUGGUGUGAUCGCACGUCUGUCCUGCCCCAGACUCAAUGAAUCGCACGAAUGAAUGGACACUACUGUGGCAAAGGGAAUUAGCUCGGUUGCAUAGGGACUUUGGAUUCGGGAACACUGGAGCAGGCCGGAGAGCGUUGGAUUUUUAUUUGAAGAACUGCCGUGGAUACUUCAAGGAGUGUUUUAGGAAGAUGUCUGAGUCGGGAGCCGAGGCGUCUACAUCUCAGCCUCAAAAGCGGAAGCAGGUAGUUCAUGGUCUGGAUGAUCAGAAAAAGAUCUACACGGACUGGGCGAAUCACUACUUGGCCAGAUCUGGACACAAGCGUCUGAUUAAAGACCUGCAGCAGGAUGUGAGCGAUGGUGUGCUGCUGGCGGAGAUCAUCCAGGUUAUCGCAAACGAGAAGAUUGAGGACAUUAAUGGAUGCCCUAAGAGUCGUUCUCAGAUGAUUGAGAACAUUGAUGCCUGUCUGAGCUUCCUAGCAGCCAAAGGUGUGAACAUACAGGGACUCUCAGCUGAAGAGAUCCGGAAUGGAAAUCUGAAAGCCAUCUUGGGACUUUUCUUUAGCCUGUCUCGAUACAAGCAGCAGCAGCAGGCGUUCAGACAGACACACACACAACACACACAUUCACACACUCCCUUAAGCCAGCAGAGCAGCGCUCCGGCCCAGCUGAUCUCCACCUCGCAUGGGACACACACCUCAACCUCUCACACACACAGAACACAGGCAGAGAUGCAGUCCAGAUUACCUGGGCCCACCUCGAGGAUGUCCACUGCGGGCAGUGAGAGUUCUCCUCGAGGGUCCAUCAGUUCAGCAGGGAAUCGCCGCAGUCAGGUGUUCAGCGAUAAAGCCAAACCUGCAGCAGCUCAGGCCAAAGAAUCAUCAGAGAGUAUCACCUCACAAGGUGUGACUGAGCACGCUCUGUCAUCCGCCUGCACCUCUGUUAGCACCAGCACUGUGGCAUCUUCAUCUUCGUCGUCAGCCAUCCCCCAUCCCAACUCGAGUAGCAAACCCUGGAGAAUCAAAACUCAGAGCACCAAGCACACUGCUACCUCCUCCGCUUCCUCAACGGUGCUUUCCAUCAAGCCAGAUCUCCAAGCCAAGCAGCCCGUGCCUGCAGAUCCACCACCGAAAGCUGUGCCUCAGAAGUCCAUGCUGGAGAAACUCAAACUUUUCAAUAGCAAAGGAGCCUCCAAAUCAUCCGCGCAAACAGAGGGCGCUGUUACGCCGACAGCAGGAAAAGAUGCCGGGUUGAGUUCGGAAAGAGUCGAGGCUGGUUCCAAUACAGAACCCUUUGUGGAAACGGAUGGUAACGUCAGACCCGCGAACGGAUCAAGUUCUUUUAACAUGACGACCAGCAGCCCAAAGAUUGCUCUGAAGGGCAUUGCGCAGCGGACAUUUAGCCGGGCGCUCACGGCAAAAAAAGCCUCAACUAAAGCUGUAGAGAAAGACAAGGAAAAAGCUAAGGACAAGGACAAAAACGGGAAGGAGUCCAAGCGUGUCCCUGCCUCGGAAAAGGUGGAGACCAAAGAAGAGGUUAAGGAGGAAGUUGUUCCCUCAAGCGGAGUUGCUCUCUCAGAGGCAGAGCCAAGGAAAGCCUCCAAGAUCGGCAUCUUUAUACCCAAAGGCGGCAAGGUGGGCGUUACCAAGAAAGAUAGCUCCGCCCCUGCACAUAGCGGAAUUCCAAAACCAGGAAGUAAAAUCACAGGAAAUGGAGCGGUAAAAAGCUCAGCGCUGCCUCUCGGUGGUAAGGAUAAUGAGAGGCCACGCAGUAUGCGUCUGGGAGGGGGUCUGGGACUUCAUAGGGACAGUCGGCAUUCCUCGUCCUCUUCCAGCCUGGCUUCCACCGAGGGUAAAGGACACCAAACGCACAGUGGUGCCCCAGUGGCCAACGGGACACAAUCCACGGCCUGCAACACGGUCAGUGUGCAGCUGCCUCAACCCCAGCAGCAGUACAACCACCCCAACACAGCCACCGUAGCACCCUUCAUGUACAGGUCUCAGAAUGAGAUAGAUGGAAACAUCGGCUCAAACCCAAGCUCUGGAUGCCUCACUAGUGACUCCUGUAGCUUCAGUAAGAUCAGCCAGUCUUCAACUGAGGACCUGUCAGGUGAAGAUCCAGAGUCCAGACGCCUGAGGACAGUCAAAAACAUUGCUGACCUGAGACAAAAUUUAGAAGAGACCAUGUCAAGUUUGCGGGGGACACAAAUCACACACAGUACACUGGAGACCACUUUUGAUGGUAGCGUGACCACUGAAAUGAGCGGUCGCGGCAUCCUCAGCAUGGCAUCGCGACCUGCGCCGCUGUCCUGGGCCAGUCGCAUGGGCCAGUCCAGUCCCCGUCUACAAGCAGGAGAUGCUCCCUCGGUUGGUAACGGGUAUCAGUCCCGGAGCGGAGGGGUGGUGCCUGGUCAAGGCCGGUAUCUGUACCCGGGUCCUCUCCGAAAGCAGCUGGCGGCGCGUGGCAGCGCCCUCUGUGGUCUGGAGCUGGGGGACAGGGUGGAGGAUCUGGAGCUGGCAGGAGUGGGGCUGGAGAUGAGUGGAUAUAUGAGUGAUGGAGACGUGCUGGCGAAGAACGCCCGCACUGAUGAGCUGACCAGCGGGUACAUGACGGAUGGGGGAUUGAGUCUGUAUACGCGGCGAUUGAACCGGAUGCCGGAUGGAAUGGCAAUGGUACGAGAAAGUCUGCAGCGCAAUGCCUCCACCGGCCAGGGAGACGCCGACAGUUGGGAUGACAGCAGCUCAGUCAGCAGUGGGAUCAGUGAUGCUAUUGAUACUGAUGACAUCAACACCAGCUCCUCCAUAAGCUCCUAUGCCAACACCCCCGCCGCGUCCCGUAAGGCCCUGAAUGGACAGACAGACAUAGAGAAGCAUUCUGCGGGCGAACGCAACACUGCUUGGUCCAGUGAUGAGGUCAAGAAGUUGGAUGGGGGUUUGGAUUGUGGCAUCAAAAUGGAUGGAGGUCUGAAGUGGCGGAAGAAUCCUUCAGACGUGUCGGAGGAGUCGGAUAAGAGCAGCUGUGGACGGAAAGCUGCACCCAUCUCUCAGACCGGCUCUUGGAGGAGGGGCAUGAGUGCACAGGUGGGCGUGACCGUACCCCGGACCAAAAGCUCGACCGGAACCACUGGGACCGGCGCCAUUAAGACACAAGGGACAGGUAAAACAGAUGAUGCUAAGGUCUCAGAAAAAGGCCGUAUGUCUCCCUCUUCCAACAUCGUCCAGCAUUCUUCCUCGGACGCCGGCCGAAGCAGCGGAGACGAAGCCAAGAAAACCCCAGCAGGUCGAGUCCCCACAAGCACAUUCGGUUUCAAGAAGCCCAACGGCGUCCACACUGUGGGAACCACCUCCAGCAUCACACUGGUCACAGCGAGCGGCGCCACCAUUACCAGCGGCUCCGCCACCCUGGGCAAGAUUCCCAAAUCCUCCGCACUCCUGGUUGGUGGGAGAGGAUCUUUAAAAGGGCCUGUGGAUGGUUUAUUGCCCCCUCAGGAGGAUGCCUACCUGUCCCCCAGUGCUCGUUCAACUCUGCAGUACCGCAGUCUUCCUCGACCGUCCCGCUCCGGAGCCGCGGCCCGCAACGGAAACCGAUCGUCGACGAGCAGCAUCGAGUCGAGCCUGAGUGCCCGGACGCCCGCCCUUACCACCAUCACAGCCAAUAAGCCGAGAGAUUCCGCUCCUAAAACCAACGGGCACGUAAUCCAAGCCAAUCAGACGGACAAAGAGAAGGGCGUGACUUCAGAGAUGGACAACCUGAGAUCCAGUCCGAUUGUUUCGGGAGGAGGGGCUGCUACUAUUCCUCAGACAGCGAGGCAGGGGAACAAGUACAGUGAGGUCUCGUCCCCUACAUUGCGAAGACUUUUCGGAGGUAAGGCUGCCAAGCAAGCCCCAGUCACCACUGCAGAGAGCAUGAAAAACUCUGUGGUCAUCUCCAACCCCCACGCUACCCUUGGGCACACCCAGUCCUCCGGCGGGCCCUUGGACUCCCCCUCCACAGUGCCAGGUAGUGGCAGCAGCAGUCCCCUGUACGGGGGUCGCGGCGCCAGCGUAGGAGGCAGCGAACAAGCUUCGAGCCCUGGUUCGGUGUACUCCACGGGCACAGGGACCUGGGGAACCACCAUCAGCAGCUCUUCGGCUCUCGGGUACCCCUCCGUGAGCAGCAUGCACACCAGCAGCGAGUCCAUUGACAUGUCUGUAGGCAGCGGGCAUCACCGUGAGGACGUUCACCCGGCACUGAUGAGAACGGGUAGUGCCAAGACGGGCAUGUCAGAGAGUCCCCUCUCCUCUCCCUCUGCGAGUCCUAAAUUCAGCCGUAACACAUUGCCACGGAAGCAAGACAGCGGUUCCUGCAGUGAUAGAAGCACGCUUCCCAAGAGGGGACUCAAGUACAGGUACGCCCCUUCAUCACAGCUGCGUCAGGAAGAGGCGCGUGAUUGGCUGCGCUCACAUUCGGCUGGUGGAUUGCAGGAAUCAGCCAGUAACUCUCCCUUCUCCACCGGUUCCAGCUUGACGUCACCGUCUGGAACAAGAUUUAACUUUGCUCAACUUGGAAGCCCCACAACAGGUGCUCAGAUUAAUCUGGCCAGCCUUCGCAACAACAGCCUGACCAAUCAGGACGUCCCGCUGGACAGCCAUGGUGAUUCCCGUCUGCGCAACUCCUGCAUGUCGCUGGAUGAGAAGACCCGCACCAUGAGCCGGUCGGGAUCUUUCAGGGACGGGUUUGAGGAAGUUCAUGGAUCGUCCCUCUCUCUGGUGUCCAGUACCUCAUCUGUCUAUUCAACGACGGAGGAGAAAUCACAUUCAGAGAUCCGCAAGCUGCGUCGAGAACUGGACUCCUCCCAGGAAAAGGUGUCCGCCCUGACGACACAACUCAGUGCCAAUGCCCACCUGGUGGCAGCGUUUGAGCAGAGUUUAGGCAACAUGACCAUCCGCCUGAAGAGCCUCACCAUGACCGCAGAACAGAAAGAUUCUGAGCUGAACGAGUUGAGGAAAACCAUUGAGCUGCUAAAGAAGCAAAACGCAGUAGCUCAAGCAGCCAUCAACGGCGUCAUCAACACUCCUGAACUCUCCUGCAAGAGUGAACGCACAGGUAAAAAUGGUUCGUCCCCCGGAGCGCAGCCGGACCUGCGCAUGCGCAGACAGCACUCGUCGGACAGCGUCUCCAGUAUCACCAGUGCCACCAGCCACUCCAGCCUGGGCUCCAACAUGGACAACCCCGACUCCAACAGCAAGAAGAAGAAGAAGAACUGGGUGUAUGAGCUGCGAAGCUCCUUCAAACAGGCCUUCAGUAAGAAGAAAUCCCCCAAGUCGGCCUCAUCCCACUCAGACAUCGAGGAGAUGACGGAUUCCUCCCUCCCUUCCUCUCCCAAACUCCCUCACAACGGCACCGGCACCUCAGCACUGCUGCUCCGCAACACACACUCCAGCUCAAUACUGUCGGACUGUCUGGAUGGGGAGGCGGAGACUGUGAUGCAGUUGCGUAAUGAGCUGCGAGAGAAGGAGAUGAAGUUGACGGAUAUUCGACUGGAAGCCCUAAGCUCCGCCCACCAGCUGGACCAGCUGCGCGAGGCUAUGAACCGCAUGCAGGUGGAGAUCGAGAAGCUAAAGAUGGAAAAUGAUCGUCUUAAGUUGGAAAGCCAAGCCAGUGGAAGCAGGGCGUCCUCUCAAGUGUCCGUCUAUAACCCAACUCCGACCCCGACGCCUGGCCUGUCUCAACACAGCCUCAAUCUCACAGAGUCCACCAGCUUCGACAUGUUGCUGGAUGACUCAGGUGGAGACGGAAGCUCUCGGAAAGAGAGCAGACAUGUGAAAAUAGUUGUCAGUCUUCAAGAGGACGUCAUGUGGAAAGAGGACACCAGGAAUCGAGAUUUCCUGAUCGGCUGCAUUGGUGUCAGUGGAAAAACCAAGUGGGACGUUCUCGAUGGAGUUGUACGGCGCUUGUUUAAGGAGUACGUCAGGCAUGUCGAUCCGGUCAGUCAUCUGGGUCUGGGUUCAGACAGUGUCGAGGGCUAUCGUAUUGGAGACGUGAUCCGGUCCAGCGGGACAGACACACCUGAACUCUUGCCGUGUGGAUACCUCGUUGGAGAGAAUGACACGAUCAACGUCUCGCUGAAAGGUGUGAACUCCCAGUCCCAGGAUUCUCUGGUCUUCGAGACGUUGAUUCCCAAAGCCAUGCUCCAGCGCUACGUGUCUUUGCUCCAGGAGCAUCGCAGGAUCAUCCUUUCAGGCCCCAGUGGCACUGGGAAAUCCUACCUGGCCCACAGACUGGCGGAGCAUCUGGCCCUGCGAGAGGGAAAACUGCCCAAUGAGAGCAGCAUCGUCACCUUCAAUGUCGACCAUAAAUCCAGCAAAGAGUUGCGUCAGUACUUGGCAAAUAUAGUGGAUCAGUGCAGCGCUGACGGGCCGGAGACUGAAGCCCCUCUUGUGCUCAUCCUGGAUAACCUUCAUCACGUCAGCUCACUGGGAGAGAUGUUCAACGGCCUGCUGAACUGCAAAUACCAGCGCUGCCCGUAUAUAAUCGGCACGAUGAGUCAGGCGACAUCUUCUGCUCCAAACCUGCAGCUUCAUCAUAACUUCAGAUGGGUGCUGUGUGCUAAUCACAUGGAGCCGGUGAAAGGUUUCCUGGGCCGGUUUCUGAGGAGAAAGCUGAUCGAGACUGAGAUCGGCAGCCGAACACGGACCCUGGAGCUGGUGAAGAUCAUCGACUGGAUCCCUCAAGUCUGGCACCACCUCAACCGCUUCCUGGAGGCUCACAGCUCCUCUGAUGUGACCAUCGGUCCACGUUUGUUCCUGUCGUGUCCGAUGGAUGUGGACGGUUCUCGUGUUUGGUUCACUGACCUGUGGAACUACUCCAUCAUCCCCUACAUGCUGGAGGCUGUGAGAGAAGGCUUACAGCUGUAUGGUCGCAGGGCAGCAUGGCAGGAUCCUGCGCUGUGGGUUCUGGAAACUUUUCCCUGGGCGGCUUCUCAUCAGCAUCCUGAUUGGCCAGCUUUGUUGCAGCUCCGCCCAGAGGACGUGGGCUUUGAUGGAUACUCCGCCUCCAGAGAGGGCCUUAACAAACAGAGCACUCAGAGCGACAGCGACGCCGACCCGCUGAUGAACAUGCUCCUGCGUCUGAAGGAGGCGGCCGGCUGCUCCAACCCGCAGAGUUACGACAGCGACUCCAACAGCAACAGUCAUCAUGACGAUAUCCUGGACUCUUCCCUGGAGUCCACACUCUGAUUCAGCCUUCAAAUCAAGUCUACAUGAAAUCACAACGGGUGCUGGCAACCCAAAUAAAGACGAAAAUAUAUAAAAAGAUAUAUAUAUAAAGAAAUAUAUAAACGGCAAAACGCAAUGGCACUCUAAGCUGCCUCUUGAGAACCACUUAAAUUUUACAUCGGCAAAAUCAGAAGAAAGUCCUUUGUCCCAAUUUUUACCUCAAAAGUAAAAGUGCGGUCACGUGAGCGAAUUUCUACGAAUUGUCAAUAGUGUAGCGACGUAUAAAUCCAUGUGACCAACUUCGCCCUGUCACGAAAUUACAGAUUGCGUGGAUUCCUAUUGAAAGAGUGGAUUUCACCCGCAAAAUGUGACCACACCUUAACAAUCGGAGAAACUUUGGCGCACAUGCAAUGCUCGCUUGAUUUACUACCCUCUACUGGUCAAAUGGCGGAGUUACAUCUUCAGACCACCACCUUCAUCGCCUUUCCCUCUAUUGAUGGAUUUGCUCAUGACUUUACAAAACCAGCUUGAUCGGAUUCUGACCAAUCGCUUCAUGUUUAACGGGAUAAAGAUAUGGAUGAAAUAGCAUGGUGCUACACUUUUGAGUUUAGACUUAUUUAUUGUGACGAUUGGGGGAAAAAACAAACUCAUUUGCCCUCCCGCAUAAUAAUGUCUUUUUUUAAAGCACCUGCUGACCGCAUGAUCCAUUGUUGUACUGUAGCACAAAGCCUAUCUAUCUGUUUUUUACACUCGAUCGCUCUCUGUUUUUGGUGCUGAAUGGAAUCCGGUGCCUUACUCCAUUUUGUAAAGAAAACGGCACUAUGUUUUAUACUUCCGAAAAAUGCUGAUUUGAUUACGUUUCGUAAUUGAGCUACAGGGCUCUGCGCUACUCUUUGAGUUGGCCUAUAAUAAACAGCCUCAUAGUCAUCAUAUCAUAUCAGAGGUGCGACAUUGUGAGGUUUGAAGAAGAGGAAGUGGAUAAAGGGAGCUUUGUGUAGCCUACUUUUCAGGCACAGUUACAAUAGCAUCACUUUCUUGAAAACGUUCAAAUGUGAGACAAAUGAUGCCUUUACACACGUGAAAUGCAUAUAAUCACUACCGGCGAAGUGCAUCUCGAGUGGUUUAGCUGUAAGGCUUUGCUUGGUGCUUAAAGACCUUCUCAAAAACAUCUUGGCAAAAGCACCGUGUGCUGCAGGAGAACUCGUUCAUUAUUUGGUGUAUGAGUAUUACCUCAUUGACCAUUUUGGCCUUUAUCGUGUACAUAUCUUGCAUUCAAUGUGAAAGACAUAGACAUAGGUCCACAUAGACAUUGGAUUCGUAAUAUACUGUAUUUGCUGCUUCGUAAUGCAAGGACGCCUCUGGGGGGUUUGUACAUAAAAGUUUUAUCUUUGAUCCUCUAUAAAGGAACGUUAUUUGGAUGGAUAGUAAGUUUCCUUGCAUGGGAAAGCAUUAUAUAUGGGGCUAUUUCAGUGUUUUCACCUUCUUUACGUUGUCUAAUGCUGUUCGAAUGGCACUACAGGGUUUUAGUUACAACAUCGCUUCCAUUUCACUCCAGCGUAUGAUUCCUGUAAGUCAUCGAUCCUAUGCAACAUCAUCGCGGAUUUAAAACGGAAGCCAAAUAUCGAAGCUCUGUAAUGCUGUCAGCACUGCCAAUACAUUGUGUAUAUAAUGUGUGAAUAAUUUUAGGAUAUGUGCCUAAUAUUCUUUGAUGGAUUAUGAUGAUGAUGAUGAUGAAGUCAUUUUAAGCACAAAUGUUGUAUGUGAUUGUUGUAACUGAAACGGGAGGGCUAUAAUCGAACAGAACCCGUGUCACUGAAUGUGUACUUUGCUGAAACCUUGUUUCUUGCUGUAAUAUAUCAGUGUAAAUAUUUGACUACCCUGCAGGCUGCAUUUUGCUGAAUAAUCUUUUUCUAGCCAUUUAUAACAGUGCUUGGAAAUAUGGAAUAUUUUGUGUACAGUGUCUUUUUCAUCUUACCGGUCGUCUAGGUUCCCACGGAUGAUCUGUGAAACGCAAGACGACCCACGAAGAUUUACUGAUCCCAUUACCAGGUUUAAAUUAUUUCUAAUUCAAUAAACCUAAUGAUUAUUUAUUGUUUAUUAGUUUUAUGAUGUCUACACUGCUUCAUGCAAAGCACAUUGAUGAAAAAGAAAUUAUACAAGAAAUAAAUUCAUUUCAUUUUGAUAUCAA
Pimephales promelas (fathead minnow) is the source of this 9659-nucleotide messenger RNA. The record is from RefSeq and is a predicted model, not a curated record. NCBI's taxonomy places the organism in Eukaryota, Metazoa, Chordata, Actinopteri, Cypriniformes, Leuciscidae.